Macrosiphum euphorbiae (potato aphid) is the source of this 366-nucleotide messenger RNA. The record is from the annotation of a GenBank genome assembly. Lineage: Eukaryota; Metazoa; Arthropoda; Insecta; Hemiptera; Aphididae.
AUGGAUUUUCGAUUACAAACAUUACAGUUUUUUAAAAAUAUUUCCACACAAACCAAAGAAACUCAACCGGCUCAACCUUCCGUUUUCCAAUGUAAUCAAACUCCGUCAAAUGUACAUCAAAGCACUCCUGCACCCUUAUCAUAUCCAUUUCAAAAUCAAUCAUUUUCAUACUUACCAUAUAAUUUUGGUUUCCCCGAUAAUCAACCUGUUGUCCCUCCAACUUCUCUAUCACCGUACGAAACUACUCUCAAUCCACCGAAUUCCCAAAUUAAUAAUCCAUAUACAUCAUCUUCCUAUACUUCCUCUUCCUAUCCAAUGACUUCUGAGCAAUCCGAACGCAUUCAAAAUAAAGCACAAUAUAAAUAA